Molecule: messenger RNA, 3191 nt
Organism: Contarinia nasturtii (swede midge)
Lineage: Eukaryota; Metazoa; Arthropoda; Insecta; Diptera; Cecidomyiidae
Product: carbohydrate sulfotransferase 11
Exons: 6
Coding region: 513-1811 (432 amino acids)
Biological process (GO): carbohydrate biosynthetic process
Cellular component (GO): membrane
Molecular function (GO): sulfotransferase activity
Source: RefSeq, a predicted model, not a curated record
UUUCUGUUCUCAGACAGCCAUCGCUGUGCAAACAGUUUGAAUCGUGCAUUUACAUUCAGUGCGUUUUAGAAUUAAAAAAAAGUAGCUCUCGACAUUUCUUUCGGUUUAGUUUUGAUUUUUAUUUCUGAAUUUUUGCAAAAAAAAAAGAAGGAAAAAGUCAAAUUUGUUUUGUGAUAGCCUAGUUAAAAGUGAAUAAGCAAUUUAAAUUGAACAAAAGAGAAAAUUUGAAUUGGUUUCCACCACCCCGAACAAAAGACGAAUUCAAAUCAUCGAUAAACCACUGUGACGUACAAAAAUACAAUAGAAUCGAUUCGAAAAUAGUAGCGGAAAAUUGAUAUGGAAAGAAAUGCACUCUAAAAAUACGAUAAAUAUUAUUGGUUGGCGUUGAAGAACAACACGGAAACUGCAUUAAAAUAAUGAAUAAUCUCAAUGAUUAUUGGACUGUAGGCAGCAAUAUUUCAAAUGAACGUUGAGUAAAACGAAAACAGCACGUGCAAUACAACAAAUCCAAAAUGUUGGUAUCGAUACAAUGUACGAAGAAGCGGCUACAUUUUUGCUUGAAAAUUUUGCUCAUUGUGUCAAUCAUUGGAAUUUAUUUUAUUGUUUUACUGCGAGAAUCGUUUGCCGCAUGGGAAUCAUCGUCUUUGUCAACGGUACCAAUGACAUCCGCCGCUGUUAAAAAUAGCAUCAAUGGGAACGGAAACUAUUUGGGCGAUGAGAAGCACUACACCAUGAAUCGUUUGCAAUACAAACGAUAUAACCAUCAUAAAUUUGGUCAAACAGGAGUAUCAAAUAAAUCAAUAAUCAGUGCAAUGGGCAAAGCAGCAACGCAAAAUUUACCAUCCAUACCCAGUACGACUGUCAAUCCAAUUUAUGAAUAUUCGGAGGAAAAAGUCGCUGUUGCCGAAGCGGAUUUUACGACAAGACGCGACCACUUAUGGAAAAUGUGUACCAAAUACAAUAUGAUCGACCAAUAUCCGCCAAAUGCAUGGGAAUUUUUCAUUUCAAUGGGCCACGGCUCGGGCAUAGCAUGGUGUAAUAUAUUUAAAGCGGCAAGCUCAACGUGGAUGUACUACUUUAAUAUUUUAGGCGGGUAUGAUGUGCAAUUUUUGCAACGAACGAAAGCAUCACCACUCGAAUUGGCACGAAAACGCUUUCCACGACCAUCAGCCACCGAACUUAACGAAGCACUUUCUAGCUCAUUGUCAUUUCUUAUAGUGCGCGAACCAUUUGAACGACUGUUAUCCGGUUAUCGUAAUAAAUUGGAAAGUCGUCGUAACAAAUACUACAAAUUAUUGGGAGAUCAAAUCAUUAAAGAUUUUCGCAAAGGAAAUAAACGGAAACCGCCCGGACCAACAUUCACCGAAUUUAUUCUAUUUUUAAUCGAUAACUAUAAGAAAGGUCAACGGUUCGAUGAACACUUUUCGCCGUACUAUUCAUUUUGUACGCCAUGCACUAUUAAUUAUACCUUAAUUGCCAAAGUGGAGACGCUCCAACGUGAUACGGAAUACAUUAUUCGUCAAAGUGGCCUAGAGACACUACUUCUGAAUAAAAUGCCAUUUGGCAAAAAAAUUCGCUCAAUUUCCAACGAAUCUACGCAUCAAACGGCUAAACUUAUUAACAAGUAUUUUUCGAAGCUUGACGACGUUAUGUUAAGGGACUUAUUAAAAAUAUACGGGCCGGAUUUCGAUUUGUUCGGAUACAACAGUACAAAGUAUUUUGAUAUAGUUAAAUCGAGUAAACCACCAAUAACACCAAAUGUAACAACUAUAGCGACAGCAAUAUCACCACCGUGUAGUAAACUGAAAUAAUAAAAAAAAAUACCAAACGGCCAACUAAACGAAACAAAAUUUAAAAAGAAAAACAUGAAAUCGAAGGCUUACUACAUAGGAUCGUCUGCAAUGGACCUUUAUACUGCAAAACUAUUUAUAAAUUAUAGAUUUGUGAACUUAGAAUGUAUUUUUCUACAAGCCAAAAAAAAACACGAAUCAUCUACGAAAAUACCAUUGUUUCGGCUCUUUCUAUAUAUAUAUUUAAGAUUUAAGGCCAUAUUUGUUCAAUUCAUUCAUGAAAGUUGCAUUAAAAAUUAAUCUAACUUAUACUAUAGUAUUGAAUGAAUUAGCCAUUGGCAGAAAAACUUGAUUUUUUCUCUUGAUUCGCUCGUUUUCCUGACUCAUGAAUGUAUUGACUCAUUGAUAUAACUUUAUAUAUACAUUAACAUACAUAUAUACAUCUAUUUAAAACUGAAACGUUAGAGUAAACCAUAUUUUUCACAAAAUAAUUAGAUACAAGUGCACGAAAUAUAUAUAUAUCUUUAUUCUAUGUAUAUUGAUAAACAGGAGAAUCUGUAGAUGAUAGAUUCUAUUUCAUAAAUACAAAGAAAAAUCUAUACAAACAAAACUAUUACCAAAGAGAGAAGCUGGAAUUCACAUUUGUGAAUCAAAUUUCAGAGGCAUGAUUUUUUUUAGUAAGUGAUGUAGUUAGAAGUUCAUAAAUGUUUUGAUUAACUAACAAAAAAAAAGAAAAAAAAAAACUUGUGAUUCAUGUAAAUUUAAAUACGUUUGUGGGAGAGUUAACAUACAAAAUUUAAUGAUCUACUAGAUGAUGAAAACUUGAUCGAUUUUGGUUUAAGCGCGAUAGCAGCAGUUAUUUUGAAUUCAUUCACUUAUUGGUAACCAAGGGAAAACACUAUCAUCUAUAUGCUCCAAAAUGUUUUUAACGAUUUAAUUUCGUUUUGAGAACAACGCAUUCGAAAACUACCAACCGAGUGAAAUGGAAGGAAUAAGCACAAGAAAAGACAAUCGAAACCGAAAAUCAUGAUGGAUGAAGAAACUGAAUAACGCUUUUGAAUAUUUCAUGAAUUACUUUGGCUCUGGUCCAAAUGCAAUUGCGAACGCGAUAUCUUGCAAAUAAGUUCGCCUUUGGAAUUUUGAUAUUUACUUGAGAAAUUUAUAGAUAUACAUAUAUAUUUUAUUGCGAUCGAUGCAAAGUGAAGGGAAAAAAACCAACAACCAUGAUUUUAUGAUUGUAUUUGUUUGUCGGUGAUUUAAAUGUGAGAGACUUCAUGACAUGUAUAUAUACGAAAUUGUUUUUGCUUUUUUCCUCUUUUUCUGCUUUUUGGCCGAUCUAAUUAAAGUUAAUCAACUGAAAAGUUUAUCUCGUGAAAAUUGUGUCAUCUAUUCUUGGAGUUG